Molecule: messenger RNA, 1312 nt
Organism: Zootermopsis nevadensis
Lineage: Eukaryota; Metazoa; Arthropoda; Insecta; Blattodea; Termopsidae
Gene: cm
Product: AP-3 complex subunit carmine
Biological process (GO): vesicle-mediated transport; intracellular protein transport
Cellular component (GO): clathrin adaptor complex
Source: RefSeq, a predicted model, not a curated record
AUCACGAUCAGUAUGUGACUAUUUCUUUGAUCAGCAGAGAAAAGUGGGAAGCCCUGAAGAUAUGCCACCAGUUAUUGCAACACCACAUCAUUAUCUAAUUAGUAUCCAUCGAUGCUGUAUGUUCUUUGUUGCUGUUUGUAUGACUGAAGUUCCUCCAUUGUUUGUUAUUGAGUUUCUUCAUCGAGUUGUGGACACAUUUGAAGAUUACUUUAGUGAAUGUACAGAGUCAAUUAUCAAAGAACACUAUGUUGUAGUAUAUGAGCUUCUUGAUGAAAUGUUAGACAAUGGAUUUCCACUGGCUACAGAAUCAAACAUUCUGAAGGAACUGAUCAAGCCACCAAAUAUCCUAAGAACAAUAGCUAAUACUGUAACAGGAAAAUCCAAUGUGAGUGCCACACUGCCAAGUGGUCAGUUGUCAAAUGUGCCAUGGCGUCGGACUGGUGUUAAAUACACUAAUAAUGAAGCUUACUUUGAUGUUGUGGAAGAAGUAGAUGCCAUCAUUGAUAAAGCUGGAUCUACAGUCUUUGCUGAAAUACAGGGAUAUAUUGACUGCUGCAUAAAACUGAGUGGCAUGCCUGAUCUCACAUUGUCCUUCAUGAACCCGCGCUUAUUUGAUGAUGUAAGUUUUCAUCCUUGCGUUCGCUUCAAGAGAUGGGAGUCUGAGAGAUUCUUGUCUUUCAUUCCGCCUGAUGGAAACUUCCGGUUAAUGUCGUAUCAUAUUGGAUCACAAAAUAUAGUGGCCAUUCCAAUAUAUGUGCGACAUAACAUAUCCUUCCGUGAAGCUGGUGGUGGGCGUCUUGACAUCACUGUUGGACCAAAACAGACCAUAGGUAGAACAGUUGAAUCUGUUAUCAUUGAGAUACCUAUGCCAAAAGCAGUCCUCAACUGCAGCCUAAUAUCAAACCAAGGGAAAUACUCAUUUGAUCCUGUCAGCAAAGUCCUGAUAUGGGAUGUCGGGCGUAUUGAUACAGCAAAGCUGCCCAGUCUACGUGGCACGAUCAAUCUCCAAUCUGGUGCUCCUGCUGUGGAAUCAAAUCCAGCAAUCAAUGUUCAAUUCAUCAUCAGCCAGCUGGCUGUAUCAGGACUGAAAGUGAAUCGCCUUGAUAUGUAUGGUGAGAAGUAUAAGCCAUUUAAGGGUGUCAAGUACAUCACAAAAGCUGGCCGUUUCCAGAUCAGAAUGUGAAUUUUGGGCUUAGACAGAGGAAUGGUCUCAUUAAUAGUGCCAGUCCAGUAACUCUGCAAAUGUGGUUAUUCUGUAUCACAAAGAGAAGUAAGUAUUUCCAGAUAAUAAAGCUGUUUCAUUGGAAGAGAA